Molecule: messenger RNA, 873 nt
Organism: Phyllopteryx taeniolatus (common seadragon)
Lineage: Eukaryota; Metazoa; Chordata; Actinopteri; Syngnathiformes; Syngnathidae
Gene: upp1
Product: uridine phosphorylase 1
Biological process (GO): uridine catabolic process
Cellular component (GO): cytosol
Molecular function (GO): uridine phosphorylase activity
Source: RefSeq, a predicted model, not a curated record
AUGGUGCGUUGGGAAGUUCACGCCGGGCGCGCUCUCCGCUACCCGGAACAUUCGUACAUCGCCGCAGAGCUUGGGAUGCGAGAACCCAAAUCCGACUACCCCGUUAUUCGUGGCGGGACAGACCGCUACGCCAUGCACAAAGUUGGUCCUGUACUCUCUGUUACUCAUGGAAUUGGAAUCCCGUCCAUAUUAAUCAUGUUGCAUGAGCUAGUAAAGCUCCUCCGUCAUGCACGUUGCACAAAUGUGACAAUCAUACGCGUUGGGACAUCAGGUGGAAUAGGGGUUGAGCCUGGCACAGUCGUCGUGACCGAGGAGUCUGCGGACGGCACGUUCGUGCCCAAAUUCGAGCAGCCGAUGGCGGCCCGCGACACCGACCUGGACUACGACCUGGCCGAGGAGCCGCUUCUGCUGGGCCAGUUCAACACGGUGAUCGGCAACACCAUGUGCACGCUGGAUUUCUACGAAGGUCAAGGCCGUUUGGACGGGGGCUUUCUGCUUUUACAGGGAGAAGCCAGGGAAGCAGGAGUCUGCAAUAUCGAAAUGGAGUCGACCGCUUUUGCCGCCAUGUGCAAACCGAGCGGCCUCAAAGCGGCCGUGGUCUGCGCAACGUUAGACGAGCUGCCCAGCUCUCACGACGUCCUCCACAGCUACCAGCGGCUGCCUCCGAUCCUCGUGGUCUACGACAUCAAGAAGCAGCUCAAAGCGCUGAUACGACCGCACGUUUAUCAUCACUUAACUUUUUUUGCGUUCUUAACUGUGACUUCCUGACGACGCGAAUUGAAAUGUCAAUGCAGAUUUUCCAUUGAGUCAAUGAUUUUUGCGCUGGUUCUGUUGCAUUUCAGAGAAGCGUCGCUUUUUCUCGAUACUGUUAUA